AGAAGGUCGAAGAGCAGUCAAGCGUCUGGUUGUCAAAUUGAAAUGAAAAUAAUUAUAUUAAUUUUCGGAUUUUCUGUGGUUUUUUGUGAGGAAAUUCAUUAUGGGUUUGUCACAAAAUAUAUCGACAUGCCAUUGGAUCAUUUCAGCUUUACCACAAACACAACGUUCAAAUUGAGAUACCUGGUAAACGAUACUUAUUUUGCUGAGGAUAAGCCUAUAUUUUUUUAUACUGGAAACGAAGGGGAUAUUUCAAUGUUUGCACAAAAUACCGGGUUUAUGUUUGAAUUAGCAGCCAAAAUGGGAGCCUUAUUAGUUUUCGCUGAGCACAGGUUCUAUGGCGAAACUCUACCAUUUGGUAACAACUCUUACACUUCUCCAAAAUACCUAGGUUACCUCAGUGCCCAACAAGCAUUAGCUGAUUAUGUUUACCUGAUUAACGACCUUCAGAAGCAGUACGUGAAUAAAUCAAAUUCCUUGGAAAAACUUCCUGUUAUCGCUUUCGGAGGCUCCUACGGAGGCAUGCUGGCUGCCUGGUUGAGGAUUAGGUAUCCAUACAGUGUCAUUGGAGCUAUAGCCAGUUCAGCACCCGUUUGGCAGUUUCAUGGGAUCAUUCCUUGUGAGAACUUUAAUAAAAUCGUAACGGACGUUGUUAGGAGCUUGGGAUCAGAAAUAUGUGCGGAUACUAUUAGGAAAUCAUGGAAUAUUUUGAGAAAUAUAACGGCUACGGAUAAAGGAAAAAUUGACGUUUCAACCACUUUUCAACUAUGCAAAAAUAUACAAACAAAUGACGACAUAGAAACUCUUCUCAACUGGCUUUCUGAAAUUUAUGUCGAUAUAGUUAUGGUAAACUACCCAUAUCCCACCAGCUUUUUGGUGCCACUACCCGGACACCCUGUGAGAGAGUUUUGUGAAGGUUUGGAUAGUGUCAAAUAUAAGGAUGGAGUAGGUCUUGUUGAAGCUAUUGCCAAAGGAUUGCAAAUUUAUACUAAUUACACUGGAACCACUAAAUGCAAUGACAUUUUGCAAACAGCGGGGCCAAAUUUAGGAGAAAAUGGCUGGAAUUUCCAGAGCUGUACGGAUAUGAUUAUGCCUAUGUGCUCUACAGACACUGACAUGUUUGAAAAUUCAGCUUGGGACUUUCAACAAUUUUCUGAUGACUGCUACAAACAGUUCUCAGUGCGCCCAAGAAACGAGGAAGUACCAAUUUUGGAAUUUGGAGGAACCGAAAUAGAAACUGCAUCAAAUAUUGUUUUCAGCAAUGGUUUACUGGACCCAUGGUCGAGCGGAGGUGUCAUAAAAAACAUCUCUUCCCAAGUUUUGUCGAUUCUUAUUCCAGAUGGGGCGCACCAUGUCGAUUUAAGAGCCGCAAAUCCUCUUGAUACUGAAAGCUUUAAAACUGCCAGACAAUUUCAUGAAAAGCAAAUAAAUAAAUGGCUGGAUAAAUUUUAUUUCAAGAGUUUGCCGUUGGAAGCUUAUGUGUCAACAGUUAACAAAAUUUAGGUCAUUUUAUUAGUGCAAAAAAUGAUAUCCUAUAGUUGUAAACUUUCUAAUGAAUAUUAAUUUAUUCUAGUUUUAACGAUUACUGAUCAGACACAUUCACGUGGUAAUUUCUAUUGUCAAGUAAGUAGGUAACUGUCUGGGUAGGUAGGUACAUUAUUUAUAUCUUAUCGAAUACUUAAUAAAAAAUCAUACUUUGAAACCCUUUGUAAGUAAAUAUUAAGACUCUCCAAAGUUUGAAUUAAAUUUGAAAGUUCUAAAUGAAGCGAGAAAAGAUGAGUCAGUCUUGUCUCAACAUUUCCCUGAUACUAGCGGUUUUUUAAAUUUUUGAUUAACCCGCCGCAAUUUCCCAGAAAUCCAUCAUAAGUGCCAAUGCGUUGUUCAAGAAUUUUCCACAAGCGAAUUCAUGUGGGAUAAUUUUUGACUACAAUAUCAAGUUUAGUUUUUUAAACAAAUCUUGUAAUAAUAAAAAGUGUUUUAAAAAAAAAACACUUAUGUUUCAAUCAAUAUGUUGAUCAAUACCUAAAACAAUAUGUGAAUCCUUGAAAAAUAAAACAUAAUAUGUUUUAACACAUACAAAACUGCCUUUAUUAACUUAAACUAGAGAAAAAUUCAUCACAUAUGAAUAAUUAGGUACGAGAUUACAAUACCAGUAAAGAAAACAUUAAUAACAUCAAAAUAGCCUGCUUUACUUUUUUUUUUUUUUAAAUUUGCCCUACCUAUAUUAACAAAUAUAUAUUCACAGACACAUCCUGAAAGAGGAGAGUUAAAUUAAUUUGUGUGAUGAUAUUUGCACUUCAAAUAAGUAGGUAACACUACUGGAAACAAAAUUGAUACACUAUUACAAAAAGUUCAGGUAGCAAUACAUACUUGUAUACUUUGCAAUGAUUUGUAUACAACUUAACUUUCCUCAACACAUAAACUUUUCAGGGAAUAAAGGCCACUAAACCGAAUACUCGAACUCAUUUUCUUAUACGAUGUUUGCCAAAUUACGUAAAAUCUUUCGAGACAAUCUCUUAAAACGGAUUUUGAAAUAACAAAAGCACCUGGAAGUUACAAAACUGUUUGCUUACCUAUUAACCUACAUCAAGACAUGCCUAAUCUGCCUUUAGACAAAACACGGUCAUAUAGAUGAGUUUACAAGCCUUAAAAUUAUAUUGAAUAAUAUGUUUUGUAUGAUAUGCUGUUACAAAGGUGCUAUAAUCACUUAGAAAACUAUGCAUUUUUUUUUAUUAAGUUUUUUUUUAGUUCGCUCUUAGUAAAUUGUUGGUCCAUUUAUUGCCCUACCCGACACAAUCUAAAACUUCACUUCCUUAAUCCAUUAAUAUCAUUAAUAUAGAAUUCAACCUUCUGUUGAAAAUGUUUAAUGUUUGAUUAGGUUUGUCUCUACUUCUGUUUAUUUGGUAAUGCUGGUUUGGAGUAAAACUGACAAACUGAGAUAAGAAGGCCAAUAAAUACGUUCAAGAAUAUGUUACUAUGCUUAAAUAAUAUAAACACAAAUUAUCAUAGUAUUUUUCUAGUAUGACCCUAAUAAAUACAUUUACCUAUUAAUGUCCGUUUAUCUUCUUUUCAGUUGUGGUGGCUAAUAUUAGAGUGUGCUGCCCUCCACUAGAUACUCUCAUUACUUUUUUAUCUUUGAGCUGUUUGCUUUCAAUAGGGGUAGGUUCGAAUGCAUCCUCAUCAUUUCCUAGUCCUAAUUGACCAUUUGUUC
This is a messenger RNA of Ceutorhynchus assimilis (cabbage seed weevil), 3208 nucleotides long. Lineage: Eukaryota; Metazoa; Arthropoda; Insecta; Coleoptera; Curculionidae. The record is from the annotation of a GenBank genome assembly.